Penicillium alfredii is the source of this 297-nucleotide messenger RNA. Its product is annotated as Sm-like protein LSM2. Bases 1 to 297 code for a protein of 98 amino acids. NCBI's taxonomy places the organism in Eukaryota, Fungi, Ascomycota, Eurotiomycetes, Eurotiales, Aspergillaceae. Gene Ontology annotation, cellular component: U4/U6 x U5 tri-snRNP complex; Lsm1-7-Pat1 complex; catalytic step 2 spliceosome. Gene Ontology annotation, molecular function: RNA binding. The record is from RefSeq and is a predicted model, not a curated record. The transcript is spliced from 3 exons. Gene Ontology annotation, biological process: mRNA splicing, via spliceosome.
AUGCUUUUCUUCAGCUUCUUCAAGACGCUCACCAAUCAAACCGUCACCAUCGAGCUCAAGAACGACAUUCGCAUCCGCGGAAUUCUCAAAUCGGUUGACCAGUACCUCAAUAUUAAGCUCGACGACGUCGAGGUGCUGGAUCUGGACAAAUACCCUCAUCUGUCUUCGGUUAAGAAUAUGUUCAUUCGAGGCAGCGUGGUACGAUACGUCAUGCUGCCCAGGUCAGAGGUCGACGUGGGGUUGUUGGAGGAUGCUACACGGAGAGAGGCUGCCAACCAGGCCGGGAAAGCGCGGUAG